AAAGAAAAAAAAAUAUUUUUUUUUGAGAGGCGUUCAUACAUUUUCCCUUUAAUAGAUAGUGUUCCUUUUUUUUUUUUUGGCCUAUAGCACUUAAAAGGGAAAAAAAAACUAAAGAUGGCAGCACUUCAACCUGUUAAGCUCAGUAAUGUCAAUUACGAUGAAGAUAAAGAAAAUCUUCGCGACUUUCUGUUGAAUCAUAAAGAGACGAUCGUUAAUGAGAUGGGUGAAGAAGAGACCAUCUUAAAAUAUGACGUUUUAUUGCAAAAAAUUGUUGAUAGAAAAGAAUCAGUAAUUUUAAUUGAACUUGACGAUCUUGCUAAGUAUGAAGAUUCUCGUCAUCGUACUGUUGCACGCAUCAAAAGAAAUACUAAACAUUAUCUCGAUCUUGCAGCCACUGUUAUUGAUAAAAUUCUUUCUGAAAAGACACCUAACAAUCCUGAUUUAACAUAUAAAGAUAGUGUUCUUGAUGUUAUUAUUUUUCAAAGAACUAUUCGUGAUUCAAACAGAGCAAGCGAUUCUGAAGAGUCAUUCCCUCCAUCAUUAACACGUCGAUAUGAAGUAUUCUUCAAGCCCUUAAGCAAUGAGAAGGCACAAGCUGUACGUGAAGUCAAUGGUGCUCAAUUAGGUCACCUUGUCACUGUUCGUGGUAUCAUCACUCGUGUUUCUGAUGUGAAGCCUUUCCUUCAAGUAAAUACUUACAGUUGUGAUACAUGUGGUUAUGAAAUUUUCCAGGAAAUUAAGCAAAGACAGUUUACACCUUUAACUGAAUGUGUAUCUCAAGAAUGUAAAAGUAAUGGUGUUCGAGGCAAGUUAUAUAUGCAAACAAGAGCCUCCAAAUUUUUGGCUUUCCAAGAAGUAAAAUUACAAGAAUUAACAGAUCAAGUGCCAGUGGGUCAUAUACCUCGUACAAUGACUUUACACUUGUUUGGUGCUGCCUGUCGUCAAUUGACACCUGGUGAUGUGGCCAAUGUGUCUGGUAUCUUUUUACCUAUGCCUUAUACUGGCUUUAGAGCACUUCGUGCUGGCCUUUUAACAGACACCUAUAUGGAAGUACAACAUGUUCAUCGUCUUAAGAAGCAAUAUGAUGAAAUUGAAAUGUCAGCUGAAGAUGAGCAAGUGAUUAAUCAAUUAAAGACAGAUCCUAAUGUCUAUAACCGUUUAGCUCGUAGCAUUGCUCCCGAAAUCUAUGGUCAUGAUGAUGUUAAAAAAGUAUUACUACUUCUCCUUGUUGGUGGUGUCAAUAAGACAGUUGGCGAUGGUAUGAAAAUUCGUGGUGACAUUAAUGUCUGUCUUAUGGGUGAUCCAGGUGUAGCUAAAUCACAAUUAUUGAAAUUCAUUGCUAAAGUAGCCCCUCGUGGUGUUUAUACGACGGGCCGUGGUUCCUCAGGUGUUGGUUUAACAGCUGCAGUCAUGAGAGAGCCAGUUACGGAUGAAAUGGUUUUAGAGGGAGGUGCAUUAGUUUUAGCUGAUAAUGGUAUCUGUUGUAUUGAUGAAUUUGAUAAAAUGGAUGAAGCAGAUAGAACAGCUAUUCAUGAAGUCAUGGAACAACAAACCAUUAGUAUUUCAAAGGCAGGUAUUAACACCACAUUAAACGCUCGUGCCUCUAUCUUGGCUGCUGCAAAUCCUCUCUAUGGUCGCUAUAAUACCCGUAUUUCUCCUACACAAAACAUCAACUUACCUGCUGCUUUACUUUCACGUUUCGAUAUUCUCUAUUUGAUUCUUGAUAAACCUUCAGAUGAUAUGGAUCGUCUUUUAGCUGAACAUGUUACUUAUGUUCACACACAUAACAAGCCACCUCAAAUGGAUAUAGAUGCAUUAGAGCCACACAUGAUUAGACAUUAUGUUGCACAUGCUAGAACAAAGAGACCUGUAUUGACUCCUGAAGUCUCAGAAUAUAUUACAAGUGCUUAUGUUGGAUUAAGACGUCAGUAUAAGCUUGAUGAAGAUCGUGAACAACAAUUUACAUAUGCAUCAGCUCGUACCUUAUUAGGUAUUAUUCGUAUGGCACAAGCUUUAGCCCGUAUUCGACUUUCCGAUUUUGUUGAACCAAUAGAUGUAGAUGAAGCUUUAAGAUUGAUUGAUGUUUCCAAGUCGUCGUUGACCGAUGAUAGUCAGAAGCGUGAUCAUCGUCAAGAUAGAUCACCUAUGACAGCCAUCUUCAAUAUUGUAAAGGAAAUGACCCAUGAAUAUGGCUAUUCAUUAGCUUUAUCUACUAUUAGACAACGCGUUAUAUCAAGAGGAUAUACUGAGAUUCAAUUAGAAGAAGCUAUUCGUGAAUACAGUGGCCUUGAUAUUUGGCAAGUUGAUAAUUCACAUCUUAUUGUUAUUCAUUAAGUAUAUAGUAUAAUUUAAUGGUUUUUUUUAUUUGUAAGAAAAGAAACAAAAAAAAAAAUAAUAAUAA
Messenger RNA from Cokeromyces recurvatus, 2401 nucleotides. RefSeq names its product DNA replication licensing factor MCM7. The transcript has 6 exons. The record is from RefSeq and is a predicted model, not a curated record. Lineage: Eukaryota; Fungi; Mucoromycota; Mucoromycetes; Mucorales; Mucoraceae. Gene Ontology annotation, cellular component: MCM complex; nucleus. Gene Ontology annotation, molecular function: ATP binding; single-stranded DNA binding; ATP hydrolysis activity. Bases 115 to 2334 code for a protein of 739 amino acids. Gene Ontology annotation, biological process: DNA strand elongation involved in DNA replication; DNA replication; double-strand break repair via break-induced replication.